UCUCUCUCUCUCCCCUUCCCAUCUGAGAUCGCCGGCGAUUUUGGAUUCAAUGGCGAAGAAAAUGUGCAGUCGGAAGUCGGCGGAGGUCAUAGCUAUAGUUCUUCUAGCUGUUGUUCUAAUGGCGGCUGCAGGAGUGCAGGCGAAGUCGAAGCUGAAGACUUGCAGUAAGGGAUGGGAGUGUACGGACUCGAUCUAUUGCUGCAACGAGACAAUCUCAGACUUCUUCCAGGUUUACCAAUUUGAAAAUCUAUUCUCCAAGCGCAAUUCUCCUGUAGCGCACGCCGUCGGAUUCUGGGACUACCACUCCUUCAUCACUGCUUCCACGGUUUAUCAGCCGCUCGGAUUCGGCACCACUGGCGGGAAGCAGAUGGGGAUGAAGGAGGUGGCGGCAUUUCUUGGCCAUGUCGGCAGCAAGACUUCCUGUGGUUAUGGUGUCGCAACUGGCGGUCCGCUUGCAUGGGGUCUGUGCUAUAACCAUGAGAUGAGCCCAAGCCAAUCCUACUGCAAAGAUGACUACCUUUAUCCUUGCACACCCGGAGCUGAAUAUCAUGGCCGAGGCGCCCUUCCAGUCUACUGGAACUAUAACUACGGUAUCAUUGGUGAUGGGCUGAAAGUUGAUCUUCUGAACCACCCAGAAUACUUGGAACAGAAUGCAACUUUGGCCUUCCAAGCCGCCAUGUGGAGAUGGAUGAACCCCAUUAAGAAGAAACAGCCAUCCGCUCAUGACGUCUUCGUCGAAAAUUGGAAACCGACGAAGAAUGAUACUUUGGCUAAAAGGCUACCCGGCUUCGGCACCACCAUGAACAUUCUUUAUGGAGAUGCGGUUUGCGGCCAGGGCUAUGUAGAUUCUAUGAACAACAUCAUAUCUCACUACCAGUAUUACCUUGAUUUGAUGGGGGUUGGCCGGCAGAGUUCAGGAGACAAUCUGGAUUGUGCUGAGCAGGAGCCCUUCAACCCAUCUGUCCAACCUGCUUCUUCAUAACCCAGCUGCUGUUGGGGGAAAAUAUUCUUUCUAUAAGACGGUAUAGCUUGGCUGGUACGUUAUUAUUCCAAUGUUAUUUAACUUGUUAUUGUUCGUAAUUGGUUGUGAUUUUACAUCAUAUAUAUGGCAGUGGUCCGUUCAAUUGAAGUGUUUUGUAUGUUGUGAGUAUAUGCGAUGCAUUUGGGACAAACGGUUGAUUGUUGUUAUUUUGUAAUAAUUAUGUUUUGUUGAUGCACCUUUUUUAUCUAUAUA
Messenger RNA from Phalaenopsis equestris, 1234 nucleotides. Its product is annotated as chitinase-like protein 1. The coding region runs from base 50 to 982 and encodes 310 amino acids. Gene Ontology annotation, biological process: cell wall macromolecule catabolic process; chitin catabolic process; carbohydrate metabolic process. Gene Ontology annotation, molecular function: chitinase activity. NCBI's taxonomy places the organism in Eukaryota, Viridiplantae, Streptophyta, Magnoliopsida, Asparagales, Orchidaceae. The record is from RefSeq and is a predicted model, not a curated record. The transcript has 3 exons.